This is a messenger RNA of Erythranthe guttata (spotted monkey flower), 999 nucleotides long. Its product is annotated as vesicle transport v-SNARE 12. Gene Ontology annotation, biological process: vesicle fusion; intracellular protein transport; vesicle-mediated transport. Gene Ontology annotation, cellular component: Golgi apparatus; ER to Golgi transport vesicle membrane; SNARE complex. The record is from RefSeq and is a predicted model, not a curated record. Lineage: Eukaryota; Viridiplantae; Streptophyta; Magnoliopsida; Lamiales; Phrymaceae. Gene Ontology annotation, molecular function: SNAP receptor activity; SNARE binding.
CAACUUUGUCCUUCCUAUUCUAUUUCUUCCCCUCUCUCGAUUUACGCAAUCAAUCUUUCGUCCAAAUUCAGUCCAAUAUAUAUUUUCUCUCUCCACUCUCUCACCUGUGAUCUGAGUCAACUCGCUCGUUAAUUUUGCGGACUCACGUAUUUCAGUGAAGAGUGGUGGCGGAGGAAAGAUGAGUCUGGUUUAUGAAGGAUAUGAAAGGCAGUACUGUGAGCUGUCUGCAAAUUUGUCGAGAAAAUGCAAUUCUGCUGCUGUUCUUCCUGAUGGAGAGAAAAAGAAACAAGAAGUUUCUGUAAUACAAGCAGGAUUGGACGAUGCUGAUGUUCUGAUUCGGAAAAUGGAUCUCGAGGCUAGAAGUUUGCAGCCAAGUGUGAAAGCCACUUUACUUGCUAAGCUUAGGGAAUAUAAAUCUGAUCUGAAUAAGUUGAAAAGAGAAGUGAAGAAACUGACUAUGCCUAAUUCCAAUCAGCCCGCACAUGAAGACUUAGAAUCUGGAAUGGCUGGUGCCCAUGAGGCGAAUGCAAAUCAAAGGGAUAGAUUGACGAUGUCAACUGAGAGGCUGAACCAAUCGAGUGACAGAAUAAGGGAGAGUCGGAGAACUGCACUGGAAACAGAAGAGCUUGGAGUGUCAAUCCUUGAAGAUUUGCAGCAGCAACGUGAAACUCUCUUACAUUCUCACAAGAAGCUUUACGAUGUGGACAGCGCCAUUGAUAGGAGUAAAAAGGUAUUGACUUCAAUGUCUCGAAGGAUUAGCAGGAAUAAGUGGAUCGUCGGCGCUGUAAUUGCUGCACUUAUCCUGGCGAUUAUUGUCGUCAUGUACUUCAAAUUUUUUCACUGAUUUGCAAAACUUGAUUAUGUGUGUACCCUUAUUAUACCAUGUGUCUUGAGAUGUGAUUGCUCGUGUAUUGUUUGAAAACGAUGUUGUACAGCAUGAUUGUUCCUUUAAAUGAUUUUAAUUCAAGUUGCUAUGAUACACGUCGCCUUUUUCUAGUU